Molecule: messenger RNA, 16892 nt
Organism: Cavia porcellus (domestic guinea pig)
Lineage: Eukaryota; Metazoa; Chordata; Mammalia; Rodentia; Caviidae
Gene: Tsen2
Product: tRNA splicing endonuclease subunit 2
Exons: 12
Coding region: 321-1667 (448 amino acids)
Biological process (GO): tRNA splicing, via endonucleolytic cleavage and ligation; tRNA-type intron splice site recognition and cleavage
Cellular component (GO): tRNA-intron endonuclease complex
Molecular function (GO): nucleic acid binding; tRNA-intron lyase activity
Source: RefSeq, a predicted model, not a curated record
UCUAGAGCGCGGAGGGGCCAGGCCGGGGUCGGAUAGGACUGGGGCUUGCACGGUAGGCGCGGGUCUCCAGACGACCCCCUUGCCACAGGGUUGGCGGGGAAGGGCUCGCGUCUCCCGGAGCUGGGGCUGCGGAGGAGGCUCCGGGGACAGGUGGCUGGCUUGGCUGGGGGAGGCGUGUGGCCUCCUGGCCCGAGUGUCUGCCACGAGCCCGCACGGAGAGCAUCCAAGAGCGGCUAGACUGCAGCAGCCCUUUCCAAGACUGCAUGUAAACGAUCAGUGUAUGGGUAGCUGUUUCUUUGAAGAGCGCUUGCCCUUGAGGGAUGGCAGAAGCUGUGUUCCAUGCACCAAAGAGGAAAAGAAGAGUGUAUGAGAGCUAUGAGUCUCCUCUGCCGAUCCUGUUUGGCCGGGACCUGGGUCCUCAGAAGGAAUUCAGAAUAUUCCGUGCUGAGAUGAUCAACAAUCAUGUGAUUGUGAGGAGCCCAGCGGACAUGGAGCAGCUAUAUGGGAAAGGUUAUUUUGGAAAAGGCACUCUCUCAAGAAGCCGUCCAAACUUUUCCAUCUCGGACUCGCAGCUGGUUGCAAAAUGGAAAGAUGUGGAGACCAACAUGCCCAUCAUCAUGUCAGAGAGGUAUCAGCGUCGUCUGGCAUGGGCCACAGAUUUCCUGCGCAGACAGGGUCAGGAUGAGAGCACUGCACGCAGCAUCCUGGAGGAGUACACGAAGCCAGUCCAGUGUCCCAGCGAAGGGAGCAGUACAGAGGGGCAGCUUCAGGCUGGACUCUUGGCAGGAACAGCGGGGCUUCCUGGGAUGGAUGGAGCCUCUGGCACUGCACAGGAGACAGGAGAGGCCGACAUGGGCUCCGGGCCUGACCCAGUGGCUGCAGCCGUCUUCAGGGAUCACGUGGGAGAGGACCUCACACCUACUCCCUGGGUUCCCAGCUGUGCACAGGAUGCACUCAGCCCGCAGUGUGGCCUUCAACCUGCAGCCAGCAGCCUGCUACCCAGUGUCCUCCAUGCUGGAGAGAGGGAGUCCGGCCCGGAGUUCGUGCUGGUGGAGGAGGAGGCAACCAGGAGCGAGAGGGAGGACACCCUGGAGGAGGAGUUGGUGCAAAGAAAGAGAUUAAUAUGCAGAAGAAACCCCUACAGGAUCUUUGAGUAUCUGCAGCUCAGCCUGGAAGAGGCCUUCUUCCUGGUCUAUGCGUUGGGGUGUCUGAGUAUCUACUACAAGAAGGAACCCCUGACGAUCCGAAAGCUCUGGCAGGUAUUCACCGCAAUUCGACCUACAUUCAGGACAACCUACGGGGCUUACCACUACUUCCGGAGCAAGGGCUGGGUGCCCAAGGCAGGGCUCAAGUAUGGGACAGAUCUGCUGCUGUAUCGGAAAGGCCCUCCAUUCUACCAUGCAAGCUAUUCUGUCAUUGUGGAGCUCGUGGAUGAGCGCUUCACGGGCCCCCUCCGUAGACCGUUCACUUGGAAGUCGCUGGCAACGCUUAGCAGAGUUUCAGGCAACGUCUCCAAGGAACUUAUGCUGUGCUACUUGAUUAAACCAUCUACCAUGACAGAUGAAGACAUGGAGUCCCCAGAAUGUCUGAGGAGAAUUAAGGUUCAGGAGGUGAUUCUCAGUCGGUGGGUGUCUUCACGGGAAAGAAGCAACCAAGACGAGCUAUAGUGAUCUAGCCUCGGGCCUGUCAAUCCACCAUCAAGGUUCAGGGUGGGAUGAAAAGUCCUUCCACUGGGAUCAGUCAUUCAUCAUUUGAAAGGGCAUGAUGCUCUCAGCACCAGGAAACCAGUCCUGUUGUAAAAGAUAAUUGUAGUAGUCAGCGGUGGAACUCAGAGUAUGUGCCUGGCAUGCACAAGGCCCUGGGCUCCAUCCCUGCAGAGGCCUGUGCUGGACUACAGAUUCUGUCCUCAAGCGGGUCCAAGCCUGCAACUGAGCCCAAGCUUUCUGACCCUGUCCUCAUCCAGACGCUGGAGGUGAUCACCCAGCUGCUCAUAGGACUCCCCUGUAACAGGGAGGUCUGCUCUCAUUGUUUAUCUGGAGACGGGACAGCACUUUACAGUUCAGAAAGCACCUUUGUACACUGGUGUCUCUUGCUCUCCACAUCUCAUCUGUUCCAUAGAGGGCAUCAGAGAACAGAUUUCAGGAUCACCAGAGCCCAUGUUCCCAUUACUUCAAGUGAAAAACAUACCAUGUGUCUCAGCUUUUCCAAGGACUUCACAGAGUUACGGUACCUCAGAGGUCUCUUUAUUCUGUGACUGCUUUACCGUGAGAUCACGUAUCCUUGAUAUCCUAAUAGCAAGUUUGACAAGAGUGGACCCUAUAGUCGGGGUGCCGGGCCUGGGAAGCAUGUGACACUGAUCUCAUCAUCUCAUCUGUCAACCCCACGUGGUCACACUGAGUGCUAGAGACAUCCUGUGAGGAAAAUGGUAAAUCGAUACAUACCAAGCAUUGGAAGCAUCUUUGGGACAUAAUAUUUCUAAAGAAAUGUUGUCUGUAAUUUUCAUUGCAUUUCCUUAUAUGUGUGACUUGGGACACCUACUGCAGUUCUUUUAAAAAUUCAUCAACAGUGUCCCUACCCAAGGAGAGAAGAAAUAAAAAUUACCACAGUAUGGCAUGUAUUUGUAGGCUGUGAGGAAAGAACUCACACAGGGUGUUGGAUCUCUUCUCUGACACCCCAAGACAGCAAUGUAUCUCACUGUGUCUUAGUACAGUCUCGUCAGGGUAACCCACUCAUCUAAGCACUAGUAGUUAUCGAUUAGCAAAGACAUAGGCUCUGAACUUCCUGUUUGUUUAUUUAGCAGGAGUGGGGCUUGAACCCAAGACCUUCACAGUGAUCUAUACCCCCAGCCCUUUUUCUUUCUCCUUUAGAGACAAAGUCUCACCAGGUUGCCCAAGCUGGGCUUGAAUUUGUGAUCCUUCCACCUCAGCCACUGCAUCUAGCUGUGUCCCCAUUUUAGAAUUUGAGAAGCUGAGCUGGGAGAAGUUAAGAACUCAGAGUGACAGAGAGCAGGCAGGAAACCAAACCCCGAAAUUCACCUUCCUCCUGGCUGUCUCAUCCUACCACCCCAGUCUCAGGAAGUUGAGGGUACUGUACAGAACAAUUGUUAAAAUAGUGUCAAAUCACUUCAUUUUAAGGUUUUUGUUUAAGGUUUUAUUUAAAGACCUCAGGUUUCCAGUUUUAAUUGGUCUUACAAUGCAGAAAUAUCUCUCCAGACUUAUGAGGUCUAAUCAUAAAAAUUGUACUACAAAUUUCUUGAAUUUUUUUAUGUAAAAUGCACACAUUCAUUAAUUCAAACUUUAUGAGUACAUUGUAAAAUAUUUCUAGUCAGUAUGCAAAGAAUUAUACAAAUGAAAGUUAAAGAUGAGAUGAAUUACUACUUGACUCUUUAGACCAUGUAGUUCCCUAAUGUAAAUCAUGAAAGAAAAGCAGCAACAUUAAAGAUCCAUGGCCAGGUGAUGACUACUUAAAAAUUCAGUCAUGGUAGAUACUUGGUCAAAGUAUGGGACAAUGUGGGUUAGCUAAAUGGAAGAUUCUAAGCCACCAUCAAUAAUGUUAAGCCUUUUUUUAACAGUGAAUUUUUUUGGUACACAUUUGACGUACAUAAUGAUCACAUGCCUCGUAAGAAAUUUGUCCUUACACGUAAUAUAACUUAAUUUUUUCCCCAUUCCCCUCAAUGAAAGUUUCUGUGGCACCAUCAGAAAUGUUAAAGUUUUUUUCAAAAAUGAAUUUUCUUUUUUUUGUUUUAAAGUGAGUAAGAUUAAACAGAACAACAGAUCAUAAGGAAACAACUUCAAGAAACAUGGAUUUCAAAGCAAGUCCACUGGAGAUCUUCACUGUCUGUCAUAUUGUCUCUCGUUUUCUUCCUCAUAGUUGUCCCCAUCUUCACACACAGUGAAUAUAUACUGAACAUUAUAGAACUAAUCUAGUCAUAACAGGAUGAUGAAGGCUUUUAGGUCUGCAAGACCUGACGUUGGGGAAGUCAAUAAUGACCGCCAUAAGGUCUCAUUCUCUUCCAAGUAGCUGUCCAUAUCUUUAUGUAGGCUGAAAUUGAACAUAAGAGACUAGACAAUUGCUCUGAACAGUGAAUAAUAGUAUUGCUAGCUUUUAUAUUAUAAUGCUACAGAAAUAGCAUGGGGUAUCUUAGUGUCUCUUCAGAGUAUCUCUUCAUUACAUCAUGUACUAUAUAAUCUGUUCCUGUAAACUGUUUAGAAAUUAUCCACAUGUGUGAAUCUCUACAUGGAUAUCUAUCCUUUCUAUAUUAUAAGGAAAAACAGAUCAAAACAAGCCAACAAAACAAAUUCCUAGAAAAACAUGAAAUGAAAAAGACCAAUAUUAGGUGAUCUACAGUAGUUACUAUGCUUUCUCUUGUUAUUUUUAAUAGAAUUAUCUACAUUGUCAGACAAUACAAUUGAACAUAGCCUUACAUAGCAAUUUUAAUAAAAACACAACAUUGGAGACAUUAUAGGACUUCAAAACCAGUUAAUAAUCAAACCAGAAUGGGUAUCUUAUUACAUCUUCAGAGUAGUUACCUCUACUCUUAGACUUGAUAUUGUCAAGCAUAUCAAAUUCAAAUAAAAUCAGUCAAGACAAAACAGCAGUCUAACAAACCAGCUUCUGAUAAGAUCAGUCAUAGUAAAAACAAUGUAAGUAACACAGGGCCUUCGUUUAAGUUAAUAGGCAAUUAAGGAUAGUUAUAAUAUAGCGUACUAUUUUUGGGAUAGCUGUCUGUGCCCUCAAAUCUAGUAUGAGUAGACGGACUGAAACAGAAUAAAAUCAAACUAAACAGUGAUAAGACCAAUGUGGCUUUUAAAGCCUGAUACACUAUUAACAAUGUCCUCUGCCUUCCUUUUUUAGGCAGUUCCUCAACUUUCGCUUUCUCGGUGCUUUGUAUAUUUUGGGUCCCACUAGUUCCUUUAGUUUUUAGAUUAGGGGGGCAACCCAUUAUUUAUCUGGCGCUGAACCUUUUUACCCCUGAGCUUGAUCUUGAGCUGUAUUCCUUUAUUUACUAAAGCCACAAGAUUUUCCUUCCUCCUAGCUGAGUAGUUCUCCACUGCACAAAAGUGUCAUGACUUUCCAGCCUAUCUGCAGCUGCUGGACGAGCUGUCCCUGUUUCUCUCUGGUUCCCUGUCACAUAGAGCAUCGUUUUCUCAUCUUUGACUCUCAGUUUAUUAACCCUCUUUCAGGUUGAAUAUAUUUCCUAUUCAGAGCAUCUCAAUGGAUCCUAUCUCCUGAUCUACUUUGCCUGUGUUUCUUUUUGUUAACGUACAAGGCUACCUAUAUUAGAGAUUAUAACCCACCUUCUCUGCCUCAUCUCUGCUAUUCUAUUUUUCUGCUAUUAUUUGUCUACUUUACUCCUUCAUUCCACUGUCUGCCCCGUUCAUUGAGGCCUCUCUGCCACUGUUGGUGGCAUCCUGGUAUUUUUUUCUCUCUCUGUCUAGAAUGUCCUUCAGUAUUUUUUAUAGAGUUGGAUUGGUGGCCAUGAACUCCCACAGUUCCUCCUUGUCUUGGAAACAUCUUGUUUCUCCAUUAAUUUUGAGAGAGAGUUUUUCAGGGUACAUCAAUCUGGGUUAGAGGUUAUUUUCUUUUAGGGCUUGAACUACUUCCUCCCAGGUUCUUCUUGAUUUGGUAGUUUGUGUUGAGAAGUCUGUUAUUUUGAUGAAUUUUCCUUUAUAGGUGAUCUGCUUUUCUCUGACCACUUUUAAUAUUCUGUUCUUGCAGAUUUCUGGGAUCUUAAUUAUUAUAUGACUGGGUGUAGAUCUGUUUUGGUUGUGGUUGGUUGGAGUUCUGUGUGCCUCAUUUAUUUGGAUAUCAUUUCUUUUUCCUAUGCUUGGGAAGUUUUCCUUAAUUAUUUCUGUGAAUAGCCUUGGUAAUUCAUUUGUGGUUACUCCUGCUUCUUCACUCACAUUUUUUAUUCUUAAGUUAGAGAUCUUCUUGUCUUCUAACCUUUGAUUUGUUACUUCCUGGUUCCUUUUUAUUUUUAAGAGGUCUUUUCUUUCACAAUCACACAUUGCAAAUCUAUCUUCAAAUUUUGAAAAGCUAACUUUAUUUUCUGUCAGGGCAUUUUGCCAGCUUUCAAUGGAUUUUUUCAAUUUCCUGGUAAUCUCUUUGGAUCCGUUUCAUGUAUUCUAGACUUUUAUUUAUAUUCUUCACCAAAGGUUUCUUUUUCCUUUUCUGGGUUCCUCCCUUCUUCUGUCUGUAUCUUCUUAAGAGGGGCUUAGCAUUUCUUUUAUUAAUCUUUUAAUAUCUUGCCUCACUUGGGUUAAAAUUUCAGUUUUAAUUUGGUCUAUGAGGUCAUGAAGGUAUUUCUUCAUGUCUGCGGAUGUUGUGGCCAACAUUGCAUGAUUACUGCACUGGUUCUCUUCUGUAUUUACCUCUCCUGGGCUUACUUUCCCAGGGUCAGCCACUGGAGGUUUUUUCUUAUUUCUAUCAUCGUGUUUCUGGUUUCUUUUAGGCAGGUGUGUGGUAGAGAUCUCAGGCCCUCUCUGUAUUGCUUACAGUUUUUCUGAAGCGUGCUGACUGGGGGCUUGCUGCCCUCUCCAGUUUGCUGUUAUCUGAGGUGCACACAGGGACUGUGGGCUAAGCCCUCUUCUCUGAGCCAGUCAACUGGCAAGUGCCUUCAGCAACUUAGCCUGUGCUUUGUGGACGUCACUGGGUCAGGACAGUUUCCCCCCUAGCUAUUGGGUCCCAGCCAGGGGCAUGACCCAGCCUAAGUAGGUCCCAUUAGUCCUCUCUGGGCCAGGGGCAGCUGACUGAUGCAACUGCAGCUCCGGGCUCAGGCUUUGUUCUGCCCAAUUCCAGUAUGUCUUCCAGCAGGCCACACCUGCCACGGGAGCCAAUUUCCACUGAGAAUUAAUGCAGUUCUUUACCUUGGCUCCACUCCAUGCUGUGCCGCGUCCUCCCACCCAGGGCCCGUGCUCACCAACUCCUGUUAAUGGCGGCUGCGGCUUCAGCAUGACCUUGAAUCGUCCAACUCCACGGUGCACCCAGCACAGCACGGAACCAGUGAGCGUGUCCGGCUCCAGCCCUCCACUCACAGUGUUCCUUCCUCUUCCUGUUUUUCUUUUUCCUUCAGUUUCCUCCUGAAUCCCCUCCCCUCAUCUGGCCCUCUCCAUGUUGUCAAAUUCCAGCGUCUGAGCUGUUUUUCCCAGAGAGGCUCUCCUCCCAGCUACGUAUCAAGCUGCCAUAUUCUUAAGUCCCAAAGAUGAAUUUUAUUGAUACAUGUUUGACAUACAUACUGAUCCCAUGCCUCAGAAGGAACUUGUACCUGUACAUAAUUUAACAAUUUUUUUCAUUCCUCUUCCCUCCUUUCUUCCCUUUCUCCUUUAGAAAACUUUGUUUCUAUUAUUUUCCAUUUUAUAUCUUUUUUAAUGGUUUAUUCCCUUCCUCCCCUCACCCAGUCUCUUGUUCCACUUCCCAUUUGAACAUUUUUACUUCCCAGUGUCUACUAUCCAUUUUGGUCAUUAUUUACCCUUUGAGUUUUUCACACAACAAAAGCAAUGCAAUGUUUAAACUUGUGGCUCUGAUUUAUUUCAUUUAAAAUUAUAUUCUCAAGGUACACCCAUUUACCUAAAAAGGUCUCAAGUCUAUCCUUAAUGACAGUAUAGUAUUCCGUUGCAUAUAAGAACUGUAUCUUCUGUAUCCAUUCAUUGAUUGAUGGGCAUCUGGGCUGUUUCCAAGAUUUAGCUAUUACAAAUUCUGGUGCUAGAAACAUGGGUGUGCAUAUAUUGGUAUGAUGUGCCUAUAGUGGUAUGAUGCUUUUAACUCAGGAAAAUACUGGAAAGGAAACACCUGGGUCAAUAGAACCUCUUGUUUUAGUGUUUUGAGGAAUCUCCUUACUGAUUUUCAUACUGGUUUUACCAACAUGUUCCAUCUGCAUUGGAUAAGUGUUCAUCUUUCCCUACAGCCUCAUCAUCAUUUGUUACUGAGUUUUUUGAUAGCAGCCAUUGAUGGCCUCCUUUUUCAGUGAGAGGUUUUAAUUUGCAUUUCUCAAAUGGCCAGUGAUACUGAACAUUUUUCACUUACUUAUUUGCUGUUUGUACUUUUUCAUUUGUGAAGUGCCUAUUCAUUUCAGAUACCCAUUUUUGGGUUGAGUCUUGAAUUAGGAGGAUCUUAUUUUUGAGUUUAACAUAUUACACAUAUUAGUUCUUUAAGGAACAGCUGCUAAGAAAAUUUUCCCAUUCUGUAGGUUCUUUUCACACUAUUGGUGAUUUCUUUUGUUGUGUAAAAAGCUUUUUAGCAAGAUGACACUCCAGUUGUUGAUUCUUUGUAGUAUGGGUUUUUGUUCAUAAAAUCUUUGCCUACACCUAUUUGUAAGUUUUCCUAUUAUCUUCCAGAAGAUUGUUUCUGUUUUAAUUUUUAGAACUUUGAUCCAUUUCUAUUUUAGUUUGGUGCAUGGUGAGAGACAUAGAAGUGUGAUCAUUUUCACUAUAUUGGUGCAUCAAGAACAAGAGUUUUCCGUCUUAUGAUAACCUCUUUGGCCUCCUUUUUCAGACUGCAGCUUUUUUCAUUUCUUCUUGAAAUAGGACUCGCUAUACCGUUCAGGCUGCCUUAAACUGACUUUGUAACUUGAACUGGCCUCAGCUCCUGGGAUCCUCCUGCCUCAACUUCCUAAGCUCUUACAGGCGUGUACCUCCACGACUGGCAGUACUGCAGUUUUCAAUGGAAAGCUCUUUUAUUUCCUUCACCAGAUUGAUUCCUAAAUCUGUCUGUUGUUUUUUCUUGUUUCUUUCCCCCUUUUUUUGAUACUAUUGUGAAAGAUACGGUUUCUUUAAUUUCUCAGUUUGUUAUUUAUGUACGGGAAUGCAGUUAAUUUUUGAGUGUUGGCUUUGUAUCCAGCUAUGCUACUGAAUUUGGUUAUUAAAUUUAGAAAUCUUGGUAGCGUUUUGGGGGCCUUCUAUGUAGAGUAUCAUGUCAUCCACAAAUAAUGGUAACUUUUUCCUCUGCGAUCCUUAUUCCUUUUUUUCUGUCUAAUUGCUCUAGCUAAUGUUUCCAGAACUAUAUUGAAUACGAGUGGUGAUAAUGGACGUCCUUAUCUUGUUCCUAAUUUUAGAAUGAAAACCUUCAAUUUUCAACCAUUUUAGUAUGAUGUUGGUUGUUGGUUUGUCAUACACAUCUUUUAUCAUUGAGAUAAAGACACCUAUUUUUCUGUAGUGUUUUUCUAUCAUGAAUUUGACUUUGUCAAAUGCUUUUUCUGCAUCUAUUGAGUUGAUAAUGUGGUUUUGUCCUUGGUUCUGUUAAUGUAUGUUGAACCAUCUCUGCAUUGCUGUUACGAAUAUUACUUGAUCAUAUUGUAUAAAAUUCUUGAUGAUUUGCUGCAUUCUGUUUGGCAAUAUCUUGUUAAGGAUUUUUGCAUCUGUGUUCAUUAAGGAGAUUGACCUGUAGUUCUGUUUUUUGGUUGGAUCAUUCUCUAGUUUUGGUAUCAGAGUAAUUAUUUCCCUGAAAGAGUUUGUGAAUAUUGUUUCCCUUUUUAUUUCAUUAAAGAGUUUGAGGCAUAGUGGCCUUAGAUCUUCUCUAACUUUCUUGUAGAAUUCAGCAGUGAAUUUAUGAAAACCUGGGCUUUUCCUUGUUGGUAGGCUUUUAAUUCUUUAAUUUCAUUGACUGAUAAUGGGUUAUUUAGAAUUUUUAUAUCUUCUCAACUCAACUUCAGAAAUUCAUAUGUAUCCAGAAAACUAUUCUUUUCUUCUGGGUUUGCCAUCAUAUUAAAGUAUGGGUUCUUGGGCCAGGGACAUCUCUCAGCAGCACAGGGCCUGCCUGGCAAGUGCAAGAUCGUGAGUUCAAGCCCCAGUAGCAAAAAAAAAAAAAAAAAAAAAAAAAAAAAAAAAAAAAAAAAACUUUAAAGUACAAGUUCUUGAAGUAGGUAUUGAUGAUCUGAAUUUCUCUAAGAUUGUUGUGAUUUUUUUACUUUUCAUUCCAAAUUGCAUGGAUUUAAAUCUUUUCUUUCCUUUUUUAAACAUAAGGUUCUCUUGUAAGGCUGUUGCAUCCUAUGUUACAUUGUGUCAUAUUGGCAUUAUCAUUUAAUUUUAUUCUUUUACCCUGUAUGUUUUUGUCAUUUAAUUUUAGAAACUGUCUAAUUUCUUCUUUAAUUUCAUCUGUGAUCCAUUAGUUAUUCAGAAAGGUCUUAUUUGAUUUCCAAAUGUUUAUAUAGUUUUUCUAGUUUCUUUUAUGAUUGAUUUCCAACUUCACUGCACUGUGACCUGAUAAUAUGCAUGGGAUAAUUUAAAUUCAUUUGUAUUUAUUUAAGCAUGUUCUGUGAGCUGGUAUGUGGUCUAUUUUGGAGAUCAUCCCAUGGGGAGCUGAGAAGACUGUGUAUUCUGUUGUUUGCCAGGGUAGAACACUAUAGUUCUCUACUAGGUCCAUGUUUUCAAAGAUUUUGUCCAGCUGAUAUGUCUUUAUUUGUUUGUUUGUUUGUUUUGUCUAGUGGAUCUUUUUGUAACAAAAGGGCAUUGAGGUCCCCAUCACAAUUAUACUAGUGCAUAUCUGAUUUUUCAUAUCCAUUAAUGUUUGUUUUUUAUAGCUGGUUACACUGGUAUUUGGUGCAUAUAUAUUUAUGACUGUUAUCCCUUUCUUUUGAUUUGCUUUCUUAAUAAUAUGUAGUAACAUUUUUGGUCUCUUCUGAUCACUUUUUUCUUGAAAUCAACUUUCUCUGUGAAUAGAAUAGCUAUCCCUGCUUUUUUCUGAAUUUUUGUCACAUGGAGUAUUGUUUUCCAUCCUUUUACUUUAGUCUGAAAUUUUUUCUUGUUAAACAUGUUUUUUUCUAUGCAGCACAUUGUUAGAUCUUGUUUGUUGAUCCAUUCUGGCAGUCUGUUUCUUUUGAUUUGUGAAUUGAGACCAUUUACAUUGGUGGUUAUGACUGAUACUGACUUAUCCUUAUUUUCCCUUUUUUUUUUUUUUUUUUUUUUUUUUUUUUUGGUACUGGGGAUCAUACUUGCUAGGCAGGCGCUUAUGCCACUGAAGUAAACCCCCAGCCAUAUUUUUCUGUUGUUCAUUCUCUUUCUUUCCCCUCUAUUUAAUUGUUUGUCUUACUUGGUAGAUUUAUUCUGUUGGGGUUUGUGAAAUUAUAGUCUUCGUUACCUUUUCCUCUAAUAUCCUUUAGAAAUUUUGGAGUGCUGCUUUGGUGUUCAUGAAUUUCUUUAGGCGUUCUUUUUCAUGGAAGUAUCUCAUUUCUUCAUCAGUUUUGAAACAUAGUUUUGUACAUCAAUUUGGGUUGGUGGUUGCUUUCUUUUGGGGCUUAAAAUACUUCACUCCAAGCUCUCUCUGACUUAAGAAUUUGUGUUGAGAAGUUUGCUGUGAUUCUGAUGGGCUUUCCUUUAUAUGUGAUUUGUAUUCUUUUUUCUAACAGCUUUUAAUAUUUUUUGUGUUGAAUUUCUGAAAUCUUCACUAUUAUGUGCUUUGGGUAUAGAUUUCUUUGAUCAUGGCCAAUUGGAGUUCUAUAUAUUUUACUCAUCUGUAUAUCAAGUUCUUUGUCCAUGCUUUGAAAAUUUCAUAUUCUGUGAGCAGGUUUCUUAUGUCCUUUGUGCUAUCUCUUGCGAUUUUUCAUUCACUCUGAUCAAUCUUACAUUCUUUGCAUUAUCUAACAGCUUUUGGAUUGAUUUUUCAUGGCCCCUUGCUAUUUUUAAGAAAUUUUUCUUUUCAGGAACACUAACUACAAACCUCUGUCCUAUAUAUGGUAUUCUGUCCUCACAUUGGUUAAGUCUGCUGUGUAUACUUUGAAUAGAUUUUAAUCUUUUAAGUAUCCAUUUCAUGGAUUUUAUUUCUUUCCAAUGCUGAGCAUUCAUAAUUUCCAUCAUUUUUCUAAGAUCUUCUAUUUUAAAAAAUCUGUAUCUACUCUAAAUUUGCUGGUAGCAGAAAAUGUCCCCCAGCCAGUCUGUUAGUUGUCCGGGCAGCCUCUAGUUUACUUCAGUUCCUGUUACUAGUGUCUUCUAGAAACAUCUGGUCACUGUGAUGUGUAGCUGGUCACUGUGAUGCAUAUUAUAAGAACAAUCAAAGACAGCCAAAUAUUCUGCCUCCGUACUUUCCCUUUGCAACCAGCUCCAUUAAAACCUCCCUUCCUGGGCCUGUGUAGCCUGACAUUUUUAUAAGGAUUGAUUCCUUGUCAGUGCCCAUCUGACAUUAAAUCUGCCUCCAGAGCCUGGCUAUUGUUUCAGUGUUUCUGUUUGCUAUAGCGUGUUAAUUAUGUCUUUCAUUAUGGUCAUCAUCUCUGGUUAUCUGAGAAAUUGAUUUGAUAUUUUUUUCUAGAGCUUCACUCAUGUGCUUUGUUACUUCGACCGUUUCCACUGCAGAGAGUGUAGAUGGGUGGCUUUUGAGUGGUUCAAUCUCAUUGCCCCUUGGAUUUGCCUUUGGCAAGCUGGCAGUUGGGGGUUUUAUCUUGUUUCCAAGUCCUCUCUCUUUUUUUUUUAGUUUAAGUUCUGUAUUGAUGUUUAUAAAUGGUUUAUGGUAGGUAGUUUUGUUAUUAGUAUUGAGAACCCUUAGGAAAUGACUACUUCUCAGGGAUGUCUUCCAGGUGUAGCUGAGUUCUGGGUUUUGAGUACUGCAGAGUUCUGCCUCUUUAAUUUAUUAGAGGCGAGAUGUUGCUGCCUAUUUAGCCUAGCCUCUGGUUCUUUGACUCUGUCCUAUGCUAUUGCUUAUGACCCUCAGGCAAUUUAGGUCUUAGCAUACAAAGAAUAACUGUCACCUUAGAUGAAAUAGGAAAAUCAGUAAUAGCAAUAGCAUCCAGUGCAGCCUAGAAAAUGAUAAACUGGUAACUAUUAACUUACCACCUUUAACCAUGUUAUAUAACUUGUAGUCAGAUAACAAAAUCUAAAACAAUCCAGAAAACUGUAUGCAGAAAAUACUCUCCCAGUGUGGGAUUUGGCCCUGAACGGAGUAAAUGUAAAUUACUAACUGCAGUCCUGUCUUCUAGAUUUCCUAAGCUCUUGUACUUUUUGUAUCUACCUGCUCUAGAUUCACUAGCCAUCCUUAUGGUUGUCAUCUCUUUGGUUAUCUGUGGAAUUAUUUCUGAUUUUUUUCUAGACACUCAUUCAUUUACUUUGUUACUUCUGCUGCUGCAUUUCAGAAAGGUCAGCUAGGACCCUUUUGAUUUCUUUUACUUCAAUACCUCCUGGAUUUGCCCUAUGGGAGCUGGAGAUCUGGGAUUAUAUUUUGCUUUGGCAUUUUCUCAUUUUGUUUCUUUUAAAAAUGUUUUCUGCAUUGAUGCUUGUAAAUUGUUUAUGAUAAGUAGGUUUAUCAUUAGUAUCAAGACCUUCUUAGGAAAUGAAUAGCUUACUUUUAAAUUGUUUGAAGGUCUUACCUCUUCAGUUUAUUAGGGAUGAGAAGAUGCUGCCCAUUUGGCCUAGCACCCAUUUCUUUGAUGGUGGACUAUGGUAUUGUCUGCAACCCCCAGUCAAUCCCAGGGUAGGUGUACUAAGAACAAUUGAUCAGAAGUACUACAUGUACUACUUGGUUACAGUCUAGAAAAUGACAAGCUGUGAUAACUAUUAAUUUGCCAUCUUUAUCAGUACAAGAUUUUAUAACUAAGAAAAUCUAAAAUCAGAAAAUUGUAUAUAGGAAAUAUCUGCUCAAUAGAGUAAGUUUACUCUGAGGAAAAAGUUUAAAAAGGGAUAAGAGAAAAAAAUACAGAAAUAGAUUAGAAGAAGGUCAAUAGAAGAUUACCAAAGCUUUGGAAAACUGGUAAAAAAGAUAAAGAAAGAAGGACUACAAAAACAAGAACAAAACAAACUAAAAAUAAUAUUUACUCAUGAAAAAAUGAAAUCAAGGGGGGAAGCAAAGGAAAAAAAUGACUUUUUUGCUGGGUGUGGUGAUAUACACCUGUAAGCCCAGCACUCCAGAGGCUGAUGCAGGAGGACUGCCAUGCCAAGAGUUUGAGGUCAGCCUGGGUUAUGUAGUGAGUUCAAGGUUAACUACAUAGUUCUGAACUACAUAGACCUUGUGUCCAAAAACAAAAAAUAAAAGAGAAAAUAAAAUGAAAACUAUAAUGACAAGCAUAUUUUUCUGUGAUUUCAAGCCUGAGAUUUUUCUUCUAGGGAAGGGUCCAAUUCAGGGUAUGUCUUUGCUGUCACUGGUAGACAAUGGAUCAAGAGUCAGACAGAGCCCUGAUCCAUUCUGGCUAAUCCCAGCAAGCCUGCAGCAGGACUAGGGUGGAUACCAGUUUUGGUGCUCUCAACUCCACAGAAGAUCAGGCUGAUGUUGUUGGGUUGAGACCUGAGUUAUUCAGCCUACAGCACUCUGGGUGCCUCUUACCUGUUUGCCCGCAGCUCUCUGACUCUGAAGAUGUGAUUGUCCUUUCUCCCAUAGGGUCACUGGGAUUUUGAUACUGGGAGACCUGAGAGGAAGCCAGCCCUCAGCUGCUCUUAGGUCUCAGGUUCAGUUGGCCUCUCCCUAAAAUGGCAGUAGGCCAAGCACCCUCUCCAGGGCACCUUGGUCUCGGACAGAGUCACACACCAGCUGUGGUGGUACAUGGGUUUAUCCACGGCGGUGUUCCGUGGGUGUGUUUCUCCCUGGAGGCCUCGGAGUCAGCUGCUUUCACUGUGUGUGUAGAGUUGAUUCCCCUCUCAGGUCAGCAGCUGGGCAGAAAGUUCAGUUUGCCCUCUCUCUCUCUCUUUUUAAAAUGUGUUAUGUUUUGUCUCUUAACUUUUUCUGAUCUUUCCUGGCUCCUAGGGAUCCACCUUCCCCAUUCUUUUCUUCUUAAAGUUGUUAUUAGGCUUUGAAGGAAAUACCCACAUUUCUUCAAAUAAAGUUUGUUUGGAUUCAUAAUCAUAGUGGAGUGUAAAUCUUAAUGUUUUAUAUAAACUUUGCACAUUAUCUUGUGGCGAUUUCUGGAGUAUCAAGCCGACACUUGACUAACACACGUGCGUGUAUCUCUGGAAUUUAGGGAUUGUGUACUGUGCUCAGCAUGCUGCACGUGGAAGCACCAGCACAGAUGGCCCAGGACGGCCCAGACUGAUUGUGUCAGGAUUUCUGAAAGGGCGGGAUACUGACUGUAAUAGGGGCUCAUGAAGGACAGAACUGAAAGUGAGAGCGAGCCUCGGCCAGCACAUUGUGUUUCUCUGAGUGCCAAGGGCUGACUUGUGUUUUGAGGGUUGACUCUUUACAGCCAUCUGUAGGAGGUUGAGGGAGAAGUCAGGAGCCAGCUUCUAGAGUAGAAUAGUGAGCACAGUAUACUCAGGAUUAAUGCUUGGAUAUUCCUCAAAAGGUCAGAAACACCUUGGACCCUGAAUUAGUGAUUGCUAAGAUUAUUGAACGAACAGUAGAGCACUGGAAGUUGGAUGGCUUUAGAAGCUGUGUUCUUCUUAGACAAACCCCACAAACCUGAAGCACUUAGUCUUUGCUUUAAUAAGACACAUGUACAGUUCCAGUAUAUUCUUAUUAUUUCAAAACGAUGUCUCAAGGAAAGCAUUGAAUAAAUACAGAAAAUUACUGUGCUUUGAAUACAGUUCUAGAGUUUAUGUAUUGGUAAAUAUUUGGGUUAAAACAUUCUUCAUUUGAAUGAGUUAUGAUGUGUUGAAUUAAUUUAAUUGCCUUAAAAUUUUAAACUGGGUGUUUUGGCAUAGACUUGAAAUCCCAGUUAUUCUGGGAACUGAGACAGCGUAACAAGUUCAAGGCCAGCUUGGACAACUUUGCAAGACUCUAAAAAUAAAAAAGGUAUUGAUGUAGUUUAGUGAUAGGCCAUCCUGAAUGCCCAAUACCACCAAAAAUGUUUUUUCAGAAAUAAAACCUGAGAGGGGCUGGGGAUUUAGCUCAGCGGCAUAAGCGCCUGCAUUGAAAGCAGGCAGUCGUGAGUUCGAUCCCCUGUACCGAUAAAAAGGAAAAAGACAAAAAAAAAAAAAAAAAUUAAAAAUAAAACCUGAGGAGGUAUGAGGAGGGUUGGGGAGGGGGUUGUAGCUCAGUGGUAGAGUGCUUGCCUACCAUGUUUGAGGCCCUGGGUUCAGUUCACAGUCCUACCAAAAAGAAAAAAAAAAUCUCCAAGGAUAAGCAGAAAUUACUAGACUAAGGCUCACCUAUAUUUAGUUGUCUGUGUGUCUCUGUGUCUUGUGUGCCUAUACAUAUGUGUGUCAUUUCUUACAUUUAAGAAUUGCUGUCAACAGGAGAAUUUUUGCAAGGGCUAAAAAUCAUUUUUUUAAUUGCUGAUUUUUGAAGUUUCUUCUUCAAACAGAGUUUCCAAAGUUUUCUGUGUCUUGUGAUGGCUGGUUUUUUUUCUUUCUGUACCACUUACUGAAAUUCUAGUUUAUGAAAAUUGUGGUUUAUUCUGUGGUUAGUGCAGGAUAGUACUUUACUUACUAAGUUCUACCAAUUCAUAGUUCAUUCUCUUACCUUACAAUGCAUGAGAAACCAAAAGACUGAAUUCUCCAGCUCUAGUCAGGACAAAUUUGAGAAAGUGUUUUUUGAGGGGGCUGUGGUUUAAAUGAAAGAUAACUAAAAUAGAGGAAGCCCAAAGGAGGUAUGAAAUGAGGAUUAAAAUAAAUAUUAGCCCAUGAUUUCAGUUGUUGUCUUGACUCUAAUUCUCAGAAUUAUAACUAGAAUCCAAAUAUAUUACCAAUUAAAUAUAUGUAGCAUAAAGUUAUAAAAUUGUCCCUUUAUGAUCUCAGCCUUGUAACAGGUAUUUCCUUCAGCAAAAAGAAAUUGUGUGAGCUAAACCCUUUGUUCACUCCUGUCCAUUGAUAAGAGCAGCACUUAGAUAACUUACUGUUAGCUGUAAAGUAUAAUCACUCAAACCAAUUGUUAGCAUAAUGCAUUCUAUAUAGUCUCUCUCUUGACUUUCCUCCAAGGACAUGAGACACUGUGGUGGUGUUGAUGGACGUGAUCUCAGCUGAGAAUCAUGUCAGAGUUGCUAAUCAUUGUAGAUGACUGAUGAUGUAAUUUGUAUUCAUUUUAGAAAUAAAACCAUGUUUGAACAAGAA